AUGAGGCGGAAACGGCGUUCCGAUUCGUUUGAUGAAGAUGACUUUAGAUCAAAAAGAGACAGGACAGAACCAGAUACGAUUGAAUCUCUCAUAUAUCGAAUAGGGUUCAAAGACCUUUCUAAUAUAGAACGGGAUAUUGGAGAACUCGCGUCAGUUAUUUUAGCAGAUAUCCCAAAGAAUGGAGAGGGCCUUUUGAAAGUUCUGAGCAAUUGUGUAAAGAAUGUUCCAGAACGAAUACUAAUUUAUGCAACGUUAGUUGGGUUGCUGAAUCUAAAAAAUCGAUCGUUUGUCGGCCAAUUGAUAGAACUUCUACAGCGAGACCUGAAGGAUGCUAUUAGAUCGGCGAGUUUUGAGGACGCUAAAUAUAUAGUUUUGUUCUUGUCAGUAUCUGUUAACUGUCAUACUGUUCAGAAAGCAUCCAUCCUCGGUCUGUACGAAAAUUUUGCUGAAGUCACUCUUGAUGCAGGACGAAGUUCUCAGGCUCGAACUGAUUGGUACACAUACGUGAUUCUUUACGGUCUACCAUACAGUGGUUACUUGCUAGCUUCUUAUGACGCUUCAGCAUUAAACGAUAUAUUAGGUACAAUUGAAGUUUACAUGACUAAACGCCAGUGCCCCCAUGUCUCAUUAUUACGCGUUUGGAGUCAAAUGAUCCUCACCCACAAGAAGAUUAUCUGGAUUGUUUGUGGGCUCAAAUAUGCAAUCUCCGAAAUAGUGGUUGGUUUAAAAGAACAUGGUCAGCCGCAUAAAUUAUCACCUCUCACACCUCCUGAUUAUGAUGCGGAGGUUAUUUAUCCUCUUCCAUCUGUGGUUUUUCGAAUGUUUGACUAUACUGAUGUAAUAGAUCAAGAUGAAAACGAGAUUGUCCCUAAUUCAGAUUUAUCAUCAGAUGGAGUUAAAUCUAAUAGAGAAACUCCUGUCCUUCCGGGAGCACAUACUAUCGAACGAUUCCUUAUUGAUGAACAUUUGGCAAUUUUGAUGAAUAAUUUAAGUUUCAACAGAGUUAUGUGUGCUAAAGCUCUGUUGGGACUCAAAACUCGAGCCAAAGUAGCUUUAGAUUACAUGAUCAUUGAAGCUGUUUUUGCUGGAAUGUUUCACUUACCUCGUCCACCAGUUCAACAUGGGAAUCUUCUGUUUUAUGGGAGUUUACUAGUACAGUUAUGCCAUGAAGCUAGUAAUACAAUUCCUCUGGUGUUAGCUCAAGCCACUGAAGUCCUAUUUGAGCGUUUAGAUAAUAUGAAACCUGUUUGUAUUGGCAGGUUUAUUGAAUGGUUUUCAUAUCAUUUAAGUAAUUAUCAAUUGCAGUGGAGUUGGAAAGAGUGGUCCUCAUCUCUAACUUUAGAUCCGAUGUCUCCACAAAAACGUUUAAUUACCGAAACAUUAUGUCGAUUAAUACGUUUUUCAUACUACGAGAACGUCAAACGUUUACUUCCGAAAUCUUUUUAUAUAAUGUUACCACCUCAACCUACGGUAAUCAAUAAAUAUGAAAGUAAUCCAGAUUUGUCUUCUGCACGUGCAUUCUUUCGUCUAGUGGAUUCUAUCCGAGCACGCCUUGAACCCCAAACCGUCUUAAGAAUAGCUGAAACUGCCUCACAAAGUCGUGGUCGGCGUCUUUCACUAUCAGAACCAUUUGAUAAUGAUGGGGUAAGAGAUGAAAAAGAUGAAGAUGCAUCUAGUGAUGAUAGUCACUCUGAUCAUAGUGAUGAGGAGCGUCGUGGGAAAAGCCCCAUUGAUACCAUUCCUCUGUCAGAUCCUGAGUUUGAUGACCUGGAUGAUCCUGAGCCUGCUAAACAAGAAAUUCGUGCUCGUCUUAAAGCGCGUCGACGAAUGUUACGGGAGAGUGCAAUGAAACGUAAUUUGAAAACAUCAUCAGAAGGUAAUGCCGAUGAACAGGUCGGCGUAAGAAGUGAUUCUAUCGAAAAGUUGCCAUUUACCACAGCAGCUCAAGUGUCUGAACUUUCUCCUGGAGUGACAAAUUUAGCUAUUGAAUUAUUUUAUUCUGCUAUGUUGAUCGCUGGUCAUAAAACAAUCAGUCACACAUUUGCGUUCAUAAAAAAGUAUGCUGCUGUCAUCCGGACUCUUACAUCUACUGUUGAAACUCAAGUAGAAGCUUUACAUGUAAUUCAAGCGGUUUGGGCUAAUAAUCCACAAAUGAUUGUCAUUAUUACAGAACAUAUGUGUCGUGUUGGUUUGAUUGAUCCGGAAGCGGUUGUUCGAUGGGCAUAUUCACCUAUAAUGACAACGUUAACAGAUGAUACAGUCAAUUUGAACUCUGCUAAUGCUCGUCCAAAAAUUUUGGACUUUUACGUUUGGGAGUGCUUAAGUCGAACUCUUGUUCGUGUUGAAACGAUGGAAAUUAACAGGCGUUCUUCUCCUUAUUCGACUCCUGAUCGUGAAGACGCUGACCAGGGAGGAGAUGGUGAUAGCUUUCCACGAACUGGAGUCGACAGUGACUCAUUCUUCAAGAAACCGAAAGAUUCCAUUUCUGGGAGAAUUAAAGUCAGCGACCGACGAAAACUUAUGGCAGGCUGUGAACUGGUUUCUUCGUCUGACGAUGAGGCUUAUGGUGGAGGAAAGGAUAAUGUUGGUGGUCGAGUAGCCAGACUAGAAGAAGCCAGGUGUGAAGCAGUUCGUAGUCAAUGUGCUGUCAUUACACUUCUUCUGCAUCGUCAUGCUAGACUUACUGCUGAACUUGCAUCUGAAAUGUCUGGAUUUACUCAGAACCAUUCAUUCAAUACGGAUUCUCCUUUUUUCUUACAUGAACCAACUCAACCGAAAAGUUUGUCUGACGAAGCUUUACGAAAUAUAAUGUUCUGGUUAAAAGGUCGUUUAGUGCAAGUGGUUCUUGAGCAUUGCGAUCAAUUAAUACCUUAUCUGGAUAACCUUGAUGAAUUUAUCUGUGGAGCUCAUCCUGAAGUUCAAGGCGUGUUCCAACAGCUUCGUUCAUUGUACGCAUAG
Molecule: messenger RNA, 2958 nt
Organism: Schistosoma mattheei
Lineage: Eukaryota; Metazoa; Platyhelminthes; Trematoda; Strigeidida; Schistosomatidae
Source: the annotation of a GenBank genome assembly